AUGAACCUUGGUGUUAAUCAACGUAUCGAAAAGAAGCAAGAAGAAUACCAAUCCUACUUCAAGCAGAAAGCUGACACCUUAACAUUAAAGACGAAGCCGGAUAGGAAAGUCGAAUGGCCUAUCAAAAGCUAUCAAAACAGGGUAAACAUCAAAAAGAGAAGAUUGUAUCUGGAUACCAGCGAAGAAUCAGUGGCAAAGGUUGGGAUUACAAAGCAUCGUCAAUUUAAACGCACAGCAUGGGAUCCCCAAAUGAAUCGAAAGACAGAUUUCAACAAUUUCAGCAAGAAAAAAAGUAAAUUGGAUACAUCGAUUAUGGAUGACCUUGUCAACUUUGUGAAUUGCUCAAAGUCUUCAGCACAAAACAAAAAGGAAAUGGACACAAUUGAUAACCAGGAUACAAGCUUGAUCAAAAACCUCUCACUCAAAUUGAUAGAUCAAGUCUUGAUGAACAUUGCGAACCCCAUGGACAAGGAUUCUAAUGAACCAAAGAAAGAUCUUGAUUGGGAAUUUAUGCUUGCCAAUAUUCUCCAAACCAAUCUCCCCAAGCCAGUCAUUGAGCGAGUAAAACGACACAUGGCUUUAGCCACAGGAAAAAGGACACCAGCAAUUACAGCGUUGAAUGUUACACCAUGUCAAAUAUCAGAUUUGACAAUCUCAAACACUGAAUUGGAGAUGAAGGCUACACUUCGAGAACUGUAUGCUCAAACGGAAACAGAAUCAUUUGAACCUUUGCCUGAUGGUGACGUUUACGAAGAUAUAAAAUGGUUGAUGGAUCUAUCCCGAAAAGACAGCAAUGAUCAGAUAUCAGAGAUUGCUACGAUUAAUGAGGAAUAUUCAAACCGUGUUUUGAAUUUGAAACCAGCCUUCUUCUAG
This is a messenger RNA of Mucor velutinosus, 873 nucleotides long. RefSeq lists its product as uncharacterized. Bases 1 to 873 code for a protein of 290 amino acids. The record is from RefSeq and is a predicted model, not a curated record. Lineage: Eukaryota; Fungi; Mucoromycota; Mucoromycetes; Mucorales; Mucoraceae. The transcript is spliced from 5 exons.